AAUUCACGCCAUUUCCUUGAUCCUCUUUUCAUUUCAAGUGAAAACCCAGGAAAUCAGUUCCCCCGCCGGAGAACAGCCAACACCGCUGCGGCUAUCUUUUCGUCACCGUCGCUUUCUUCCUCUUCUCUCAUCGGGAUUGUCAUUAUCGCAGAAAAACAGCAUGAAUUUUGCAUCAUCGUUGUGCAGAAGAUUGAAUAUCAAGGAACUUGUGACAAAUGUUCCUGUCUACAGAAGCACUGCCGAUGUUUCUGGAGAGGGGUUGAGUCUAGUUUUCCGCCGUUGGGCUACCAAAAAGACAGCUGGGUCCACAAAAAAUGGACGCGAUUCAAAACCUAAGAACCUUGGAGUGAAGAAAUUUGGUGGAGAGAGGGUAAUACCUGGAAACAUCAUUGUUAGGCAACGUGGUACUCGUUUUCAUCCAGGAAACUAUGUUGGAUUGGGGAAAGAUCAUACUCUUUUUGCUUUGAAAGAGGGAUGGGUGAAGUUUGAACGCAACAAGCUGACUGGUCGCAAGUGGGUGCAUGUUGAGCCUAAGGAAGGUCAUGUCCUCCACCCCGUGUUUGCCGAUGUUUCUGCAUCUGAACCAAAAGUUGGUGUCGCAAUCUGACCAAGUUCACGCAUGAUCAAAGUUUUUAUCAGUGAUCAAUUUUUUUGGCUUAUGUGAGCUCCUAAAUGUUCCAACUCUGAAGUGUGUUGUUUUUCACAUGGUUUUCUACUGAGAGCAUUUAAUGGGUUGAUUCUAGAAGGAAUUAGUAGUUGGUGCUUCAGUUUUAUGCCAUUUUUUUAUUUGUCAAAAUGUUAUAUAACCAAUCAGUUGGUUAACAUUUGUUUUGGUUGAAUAGUUGUAUAAAGAGGUAUUUGCGGACCUAAAUAAUUCCUUCGAUUUUUAACCUUUGAA
Medicago truncatula (barrel medic) is the source of this 898-nucleotide messenger RNA. Its product is annotated as 50S ribosomal protein L27. The coding region runs from base 161 to 607 and encodes 148 amino acids. Gene Ontology annotation, cellular component: ribosome. The record is from RefSeq and is a predicted model, not a curated record. Lineage: Eukaryota; Viridiplantae; Streptophyta; Magnoliopsida; Fabales; Fabaceae. Gene Ontology annotation, molecular function: structural constituent of ribosome. Gene Ontology annotation, biological process: translation. The transcript has 4 exons.